Molecule: messenger RNA, 975 nt
Organism: Rhagoletis zephyria (snowberry fruit fly)
Lineage: Eukaryota; Metazoa; Arthropoda; Insecta; Diptera; Tephritidae
Source: RefSeq, a predicted model, not a curated record
AUGAUGAACAGCGGUCAAGAGUUCGAUUCGCAGCUCACAGAGGACUUUCUACUAUUUCUCGACCUGUGCCCGCAUCCCAAUAAAGUUUUCCAGCCAAAUUCCGAAGAAAGCUGUUUGGCGAUAAAGUGGCUAGAUAAGCUGUGUCGCUACGAAUGUGCCGAUUUGGGUGAGCGACGCAUGCGCAACAUCUACAUGAGCUAUCUGUGCUGUUGCCUCAUUGAAGGCGCACUAAAAGGACCAUUUGCCAGCCAGCCGCGGGGUGGACGCCUCCAGAGUGUACAGAGCGUAGACUUCAAUGCAACAAAAAAGCAGCCACUCUCCUGUCCUUCGCCGAUGAGAGUAAAGCCCUACAAGGAGUGCGAUGAUGGAAAAUCAAGUCCUGGUAAUGAUAACUGCGAUCAGCAGCUGGGUAGCUGCUGCUUCAGUAACGAUGGUGGUGGCGGCGGCAGUUUCAAUGGCGCUCGUGUCAGUAUCGGCAGUAGUCGUGUUGGUGUUCGUUUUGGCGGUGGUAGUACCACACGCGAGCUUAUGCGCUGCGGUCGAGAGGUGCACUUCAGUCCCGACAUUCAAUGUGAUUCGGAUAUGGGCAUGAAACCUACAACGGGCAAUAUUUUUAACAAAUAUGUGCUAGGUGAAAUUACUGCGCCUAGCGCCUUUAAUUCGUUUGCUUCGAACUAUGACGCAUCGUGUGACUCGUGUAAGGAAUACGAUCCAUAUUGGCAGGCGAAGCAGACAAUCCGGCAAGAUGCGGCCACCUUAUUGGAAGCAAUUCGCGCAGAGCUGCGUGGUGAAGUUGGCAGCAAUUGCAAUGAUUAUUUGGAAAGUGAGCUGGUGCGUUAUAAGAAUUUCAUAAUGAAUUUCUCGAGUAUUGCUUUCGUUCUCGAUACGCUGAAAUCGCUACCAGCAUUGCGUACAUUUCUAUUGAUAAAUUUGCAAAAUGAUUUAAUCAAAUUAAUUACAGACAAUUGCCGUUGA